Molecule: messenger RNA, 4582 nt
Organism: Octopus sinensis (East Asian common octopus)
Lineage: Eukaryota; Metazoa; Mollusca; Cephalopoda; Octopoda; Octopodidae
Product: importin-11
Exons: 27
Coding region: 1211-4168 (985 amino acids)
Biological process (GO): protein import into nucleus
Cellular component (GO): nuclear envelope; cytosol
Molecular function (GO): small GTPase binding
Source: RefSeq, a predicted model, not a curated record
GGUUGAUGUGAUGAAAGAUAUUCGUGAGCGGAAGUAGUAUUAAAUCUUGCCCCCAUGUGUUCCUCUGAUGUGGUUUCAAAUUCGGAUCAAAUCCAGCGCAAAAGUUAACAAGAAGAUGCAUUGCUAAAAAUAUAAGUUAACAAGAAAAAAGAGAGCAAAAAAAAAAGGGAAAAAAGCCAACAGGUAGAGAAAUAAGCUUGUUUAUAGUUUUUUUUUUUUAAGUAGACUUUAAAGAAGAAAAAAAACAACAAAAACAAAAACAAAAAAAAUGAAUGGCGGGGGAAAUGGAAAGAAAGAAGUUUGUCUUUGAGGAGAAUUCUGUUAAUAUUUCAUGGCAGUACGUGUUUAGUUUCGUGUCGUAUCUGUUGUCAGUGUCUACAUUGUCCGGAUUGAGUGGGGAAAACAAAACGUAGCGACCCAAAAACCACCCUCAAACAUUUUGCCUGGAUGAAAGAAGCGAAGAGCCUCAAGAAUUUCCAUAACAACUCCACCUUCGUUCACCGCUAAAACAUGUGAAUGAAAUCCUGGCAAUCAUUUAACAAGUUUUAUCCUUAGACACACAAACACACACACACACUCACAGACUGAAUAUUCCUUCUUCUCUUCAUAUUUUUGUGGUGGGUUGUAAUCACUUAACGCUCUCAAAAACGUUCGCAUUUCUUCUUCCUUACAAGAGACUCCAUUAUUUUACCGUUAUAUAUGUGUAUAUAGUUAUUUAUAUAUAUGUGUGUGUAUAUUUAUAUAUAUAUGUAUGUAUGUAAUAUAUAUAAAGUAAUGGUGUGAGUGUCACAAGUUCUCUCUCAGUCAAAGAAUCUCUUAAACCAAUCUCUCGAAGCAAAAAUACUUGCUUUCGUUUAUCUUGCUUACAUGUUAAAAACCCAUGUUGUAUAUAUGUAGUUAUAUAGAUGUAGAAUAAUAAUAUAUGUCUACACAUAAUAUAUGUUUAUACGACUUAUCUUUAACUUGUUCGCCAAAAAAUAUUUCCUCCCUGAACACGUAAAACAUUAAAUGUAUUUUGUGGUGUAUUAAGAGAUUUCAUUAGAACUCCAAUUAAAAGAAACCUCCACAAUAAUAAACAGUAAUAAUAAUUAUAAUUAUUAUUAUUAAUUAACAUGAAAAUCUACCUGUUUCGUAUAUGUUUGCAAAGAUCAUGUUGGUGAGGAGAGUAAAAGAAGUGAGGCCGUUCUGUUUUUUAUGCUUUAUACCCUGAAUGAGUGGAACCGUAGUCAAAAUGGACUUGGCAAGUGCAGGCCCCAUCGUGUUGCACACAUUAACAAAUGCUUGCAGCCAGAAUGCUGAUGUUCUCAAACCUGCUGUGCACCAGUUAAAGCAAUGGGAGACCAGUCCUGGAUUUUACACUAUUCUGUCGACAAUCUUUCAAAAUCAUGAGAUUGAUUUUAAUAUACGAUGGCUGGCUGUACUCUACUUUAAGAAUGGUAUUGAACGAUACUGGCGGCGAAAUGCUCCCAAUGCCAUAGCAGAAGAAGAGAAGAAUGCUCUAAAGAAGCGUCUAAUAGAUAACUUCAAUGAGCCUGUACCACAGGUUGCUACCCAGCUUGCUGUCCUUAUUGGUAAGAUAGCUCGUAUGGACUGCCCGAGGUAUUGGCCUGAGUUAAUCCCCACACUGUUAAUGGUUGUGCGUUGUAAUGAUAGACUGCUACAAGAACGUUCCCUCCUUGUGCUGCAUCAUGUCAUUAAGUCGCUGGCUUCAAAACGUCUCAUGGCUGACCGCAAGCUCUUUGAAGAAGUAGCGGACAACUUGUUUUCAUUUGUGCUGAACUUGUGGAAUACGCACAUGGAGACCUUUCUGCAGCUUGCGUCAAAGUACGAGGAUGGUCUAUUAGAAUCCUUGGACAAAAGUAUUUUAGGGCUCAAAGUUUUAAGAAAAUUGGUUUGUUUUGGAUUCAAGGAUCAGCAACUUCCCACUGAUGUCAUUGUAUUUAUCAACAUGAUAUUUUCAAGACUGGAUCCGUUUUUAGAAUGUAGGCGUAAUCUCUGGGGGAAUCAGCAGAUGGUUGAAAAAUGUGAGAAAUUAAUUUUACUGAUGACAAAAGUGCUGAUAGAUAUGUUGGAAGUUCAUCCUCUCUCAUUUGUCCAGUUUAUACCAACAACUUUGCAGUUUGUAGCAAGGUACAACUUUGUGGAUACUGGUGAAAGUCUCCAUUUCCCUCACUUUACUGUAAAUUGUCUGAAUAUGCUGAAAAUUAUUGUACACACUGAUAGUUACAAAGUUGAUACUCGAAAAGAAAAGAUAAAUCCGGCUUCGGUGGAAGCUCACAAACUAAAGAUGGAAACUCUCACUCCAAGUACCCUCACCGAGGUUUGUUGCUAUCUUAUAAACCGUUAUUUUCUGCUGUCUCCAGAAGAUCUUCAAACAUGGGAGUCUGAUCCAGAGUCAUUUUGUCAGGAUGAAGGUGGAGAUUCAUACAAGUUCUCACUAAAGCCUUGCACGGAAGUUUUGUUUCUGUCACUGUUCAAAAACUUCCACAGUACGUUGGCACCCGUUCUGCUUGAUAUGGUUCAGAAUGUCCAAGGCCCAUGUGGCGUCGAUGAUAUGGCAGCAAUUUUACGAAAGGAUGCUGUGUACAACGCAGUAGGAUUGGCAUCCUUUGACCUUUUUGAUGACAUAGAUUUUGACCAGUGGUUCACUAGCCAUUUAAUACCUGAACUACAGAACAAACAUACAAAUUACCGAAUUAUACGUCGUCGUGUGAUAUGGUUGGUGAGCCAGUGGGUUGGUGUAAAGUUGUCGGUCUCGUUGAGAGCAACCCUGUAUGAAACUAUACUUCCAUUAUUGCAAGAGAAAGAGGAUUUGGUCGUACGACUUGAAGCUGCAAACACACUCAGGACUGCUGUAGAUGACUUUGAAUUUAAUACUGAGCAGUUUUUGCCAUAUUUAAGUCCCUCCUUCAGUCUUCUCUUCCAACUGCUGAGAGAGAUAAAGGAAUGUGAUACUAAGAUGCAUGUUCUUUAUGUGAUAUCGUUUGUUAUUGAGCGUGUUGGCGCCCAGAUCCGUCCAUAUGCUGACCAGCUUAUACUUUAUUUACCACUUCUCUGGGAUUCCGAUCAUAAUAUGUUACGAUGUGCAAUCCUUACAACUCUAAUCCGCUUAGUUAAGGGUCUCGGCACCAGCUGCAACACGCUGUAUGAUUUCCUGAUUCCUGUGAUUCGCCUUAGUACCGAUGUCACCCAACAGUUCCAUGUCUACUUGAAGGAAGAUGGACUUGAUCUUUGGCUAGAAACUUUACAUAAUUCACCAGUUAUGACUCCAGGACUGCUGGACUUGUUCACUGCAAUGCCAGCAAUACUGGAGUUUGGAAAUGAGGACCUGAAAGUGUGUCUUAAGAUAGUUGAAGCUUAUGUAGUUCUAGGACAAAAAGAAUUUAUGCAGAGAUUUUCCCAGGACAUUGUGAUGUCAUUUUCCAGUCUGAUAACAGAUAUCAGAACCGAUGGAAUCUUGCUGAUAUUAAAGGCAGUUGAACUAAUUUUCCAAUCAUUCCCCUUGGAAGCUCCUCAAGUGUUCCAACCUCUGCUUUCCCACAUUUUCAAAACUACCUUAGAGAAUAACGGGUUGAUAAAAAAAAAAAAAGAAAAGGAAUUGGUUACUGUGCUAUCAAUGCAACUGUAUAUCCUUGGCCGUGUCCUUCUGCAGAAUCAGGAGUAUUUCUGGUCAUUCCUUGCACAGGAGUCUGCUAAAAUGGACAAAGAGAGUCGGACAUUACUUGGCAUGUUACUGGAUUUGUGGUUUGAGAAGAUGGAUUCCAUAACCAAACCUGAGCACCGCAAGUUAUCAGCCCUGGCGUUGUCUUCACUACUUACCAUGAACUUGAGCCCUAUAACAGAGAGAUUUUCUGGAAUCCUGAAUGUGUGUGUUGAAGUUCUACAUGACAUUUGUCGUGCUGACUGCGAUACGGGAAAGCAGACAGAUUGUCUUGUUAUUGGGGAAGAAGAAGAUGCUGAGAGCACUGAAGAAAACACAGAUACAGAGCAUGAAAAACGAAAGCAAAUGUUGUUGCGCCACGAUCCAGUGCAUGCAGUGUCUCUCAAAGAAUUCGUAGUCUCACAGCUGACCAUAUGCCAGCAGCUCCAUGGUCAGUUACUGUUUGACCAACUUAUGGCCAACGUAGACAAAGAUAUACUCAUACAGCUACAAGAGUUAACUUCCUGAACCCCUGAACCUCCUCAACCCUUCACCACUACACCACACUGCUUAUUAGCCAUUUCUUCCACCCUACCCUUGUCUUCUGCUAUCUUCUCGUUUUCUCCUCCUUUUUUCUGCUAUUUGUUUUCUCUCCUUUCUUCUUCAAUCUUCUCGUUGUUGUUGUUGUCCAUCCCUUACUACGAAUCCCAUGCAACAUAAAGCCCCCGUCUCCCCCCAAAAAAAUGUUUUGUGCUCAAGUAUGGCCACGGUCAAAUGACUGAAACAAGUGACAGGUAAGAUAUGAAGGGUUUUUAAAAAUUUUCCGUUUGAGGAAAACGAAGGGAAAAAGAUAUCUACAUUACAACCACCACCACCACUACCACCCUCAACAACAAACAACGCAAGGUCAAAGAAGAUCCCUUUCUUCUGCUAAGUCUAUGG